AUGUCCGCGUGUGUGUGCAGAGGAGAGAAAGCAGCAACAUUUUGGUUGACCCUUGAACCCAAGGUCCAGCACCACUCCGAAAGCAUUAGGUAAUACGGAGGAGGAACCGUUAGCUGCUGGUCGUUAUCCGCACGUGACGAUAAGAGUGUCUGGGGAAGUGGAUACCUGAGAACAGGUACCCACAAGCUUCUUCCCCAUCAGACGUCCGAUUUCGACCUCCGACCUCGACCUGGAGACGAUUGAACGUCGCUCCGCAAUUGCAAGGAACGAACAACGAUUCGUGAUUCGUAAGAGUCGAACCUUUGUGAAUAUGGGAACAAGAUUGCUGAAUGAGCCAACGUCACUUGAUGCAGUGGACUACGAUCCGAUCGACCAUCUGAACCUCCUCUUCUCCCACCCCUCGACCGUCUCUUCCAUCAGCCGAGUUUCGCAAACGCUCCGCGACCACAAAGAUGACGUCUCUUCCGAAAUCACCGAGCUCGAGCUCAACCAGGCCUACGGCGCCGACUCGAGCCUGGAGCGGAUGCAUUCCGCCCAGGCCGAGCUCGCCCAGCUGUUCCGCAAGAUUGAGACUGUGCGGUCCCGCGCCAUAGAGACCGAGCAGAACAUCACCUCCAUGACGGCCGACAUCAAGCGCCUGGACGGGACCAAGCGGAACCUGACGCUGAGCAUGACGGCCCUCAAGCGGCUCCAGAUGCUCACGACGGCCUACGAGCAGCUCCGCAGCCUGUCCAAGGCGCGCCAGUACCGCGAGUGCGCGAGCCUCCUGCAGGCCGUGCUGCAGCUCAUGAAGCACUUCAACAGCUACCGCAGCAUCGAGCAGAUCGCCGCCCUGAGCAGGGGCGUGGCCGAUCUGCAGCGCGUGCUGCUGGAGCAGGUCUGCGAGGACUUUGAGAUGGCGUUCGCCAAGGGGGAGGUGGCCGCGCGGCGGGGCAUGCUGGUGGAGGCGUGUCUCGUCAUGGACGCGCUGGGCGAUACGGCGCGGUCCAGGCUCACGGCCUGGUACGUCAACACCGAGCUGCGGGAGUACCGGCAGCUCUUCCGCGGCAACGACGAGGCCGGCAGCCUGGACAACAUUGGGAGGCGGUACGCUUGGUUCAAGCGCAUGAUCAAGUCGCACGAGGAAGAGCACGCCGUCAUCUUCCCGCCCCACUGGAAGGUCAACGAGCUGCUCGCCGUGGCCUUUUGCGACGGCACGAGGGAGGACUACAAGGGGAUCCUGGAACGGAGCAUGCGGCGGACCGACGGCCCCAAGCUCGACGUCAACCUGCUGCUCAGCUGUCUCCAGGAGACGCUCGACUUUGAGCACGGCUUGGAGAAGCGCUUUGCCAACGAGCCGCGGGCCAGCAUCGACACGCUGAGUUCUGCCGACGACCGGACGUCCAACUUUCACGGAUCCAUCUCGGCCGCUUUCGUGCCGUACCUAAGCAUAUGGAUCGAGAACCAGGAUAAGCAGCUCGCGAGCAUGAUCCCCCAGUACCGGAACCGAACUCGGCUCAUCCCCGAGGACGAAGAGUUCUCCCCGAACACCGUCAUCCCCUCGGCCAUUGAGCUUUUCCACUUCUACAAGCUCACGCUGUCCCAAUGCGCCAAGCUUUCCACGGGCGACAGGCUGUUUGAUCUCGCGAAGACGCUGGCGAAGUACCUGGACGAGUACGCGCAGCAGGUUCUCUUGUUUUUCCUGCAGCAGAGAGGCGGCGCGCAAGGACCGUCGCUGCAGGAUAUCAUCAUGGUCUUGAACACGGCCGAUUUCUGGUCCAUCAACGCCAACCAGCUGGAGCAGAACAUCAAAAAGAGGAUCGAUGCCGAGUUCAAGGAGAAGAUCGACCUCUCCUCGCAAGCAGACGCCUUUCUCGGCGUGGCCAGUGCGGCCGUGUUGGCGCUUGUGCGGACUGUGGAGCGGCAGUGCGACGGUCCGUGGAGGGAGAUGAGGAACACCAACUGGGCCACGAUGGAGAGCGUGGGCGAUCACAGCGCGUAUGUCGGGGAGCUUCUCAGAGCGGUCAACGAGAAGGCGGAGGAGGUGUUGGCUAUCUUGCUCAAGCCGCAGUAUGCACGGGCGUUCUGCGACAAUCUGGUGGAUCAUCUGGCGACGGCGUACAUCUCGAACAUUGUGCAGUGCAAGCCCAUCUCCGAGGUCGCUGCGGAGCAGAUGCUUCUGGACAAAUACAUCAUGACCAAGGCCUAUGAGAACUUGCUAUUAUACCACAACAAGGGAUCAGCGACUCCGCAGCCGCAGCCGCAACCACAGCCACCACAGCCACCACCAGCCGGAUACGUCAAACGGGUGACCCAGACGAUGAACAGGAUCGACCCUCUCCUCAAGACGCUCCAAGUGCGUCCGUCGCCGCCAGAGGGCCUGGUGCAAGCCUACCUAAUCCACAUCGCGGACCGCUCCGACAGCAACUUCAGGAAGAUACUCGAACUCAAGGGCGUCCGGAAACAGGACCAGACGCACCUGAUGGAGCUCUUCGCGAUCCACCGCGGCAGCAACACGUACGAGGGGAAGCUGGCGCAGAGCAGCCCGCUUCUCACGCCGCUGCUGAGCAGUCAGGGCAGCGGCCUGGCGAGCGUGGGCGGAGGUGGAGGCAGCGCCGGUGCCGUGGCGGGUUCCGCGAUGACGGGGUUGCAGGGCAAGUUUGACGCGUCUAGCCUGGGUGAGAAGCUGCUGAGCGCGGCGAGGGAUCUUGGGCAGGGUGCCGGGGGUUUGGAUAAGAGCGGCGCGGUGACGUCGGGUGUGGGACAGCAGGCGGAGAAGGCGAUGAAUGAGAACCUGAAGAAUUUCGGCAAGUUCUUUAGACGGGACUUGGGCGGGUUUGGGGCGCGGUUCGGGAAGAGGGAUGGUGGUGAGGAUGGGUCGUCUCGGUGAUUCGAAGGGGGGUUAGACUACCUUAGCUAUAGGUCUACUGUACUGAGCCAGGAUGCUAAUAUAGCAGCGUAAGGGGAAUAGAGGGGGGGCAUAGGUAUUACGGAGUGACUCUCCCUAAGGUAUUCAUACUUCUUCUCGU
Molecule: messenger RNA, 3008 nt
Organism: Sodiomyces alkalinus F11
Lineage: Eukaryota; Fungi; Ascomycota; Sordariomycetes; Glomerellales; Plectosphaerellaceae
Exons: 4
Coding region: 311-2869 (852 amino acids)
Biological process (GO): retrograde transport, endosome to Golgi
Cellular component (GO): GARP complex
Source: RefSeq, a predicted model, not a curated record